AUGUCUUCGGCCAACACGGGAGCGCCUCAGGGGACAGGCACCACUUCGAUUGGAUCUACGCGCGUCCAGGCAAGCGAGUAUAUCUGCGCCGACUGCGCCGCUCUCAACGAGGUCCGACCUCGCGAGCCCAUCCGCUGCAGGGAAUGCGGUCAUCGCGUGCUUUACAAGCAGAGGACCAAGAGGAUGCUUCACUUCGAGGCUCGAUGA
This is a messenger RNA of Jaminaea rosea, 207 nucleotides long. RefSeq lists its product as hypothetical. NCBI's taxonomy places the organism in Eukaryota, Fungi, Basidiomycota, Exobasidiomycetes, Microstromatales. The transcript is spliced from 3 exons. Gene Ontology annotation, biological process: DNA-templated transcription. Bases 1 to 207 code for a protein of 68 amino acids. Gene Ontology annotation, molecular function: DNA-directed RNA polymerase activity; zinc ion binding; DNA binding. Gene Ontology annotation, cellular component: RNA polymerase III complex; RNA polymerase I complex; RNA polymerase II, core complex. The record is from RefSeq and is a predicted model, not a curated record.